This is a messenger RNA of Cetraspora pellucida, 372 nucleotides long. NCBI's taxonomy places the organism in Eukaryota, Fungi, Glomeromycota, Glomeromycetes, Diversisporales, Gigasporaceae. The record is from the annotation of a GenBank genome assembly.
AUGCAAAAAUAUAUUGCUUUAAACCAAAAUAACCCUGAACAACUCUUCAUCCUUGUUGUUGUAACUAAUCUUAUGAAGCAAUGCUAUGAGUUACAAGAAUCAGGAGAAUUGGUAUACAUGGAUACAACAGCUGGGCUUGAUACACUUAAUACCCCUCUGCCGAUUCUUUCUACCAGUACUCCAGUUGGUGGUCUACCACUUGCUGCAAUUCUUAUAUCUGAUAAAACAGCAGCUACUUUUACUAAGGCAUUAGAGAUGGUAAAAAAAAUGGUUCUAUUAAUGGCAUUUAGUAGAUGGAGGCCCAUUAUUGGGUCACAGAUAGUUAUGACAGAUGAUUGUAAGGCAAAAAAAAUAGCUCUGCACAAUACCUAG